Molecule: messenger RNA, 3116 nt
Organism: Trichosurus vulpecula (common brushtail)
Lineage: Eukaryota; Metazoa; Chordata; Mammalia; Diprotodontia; Phalangeridae
Gene: CDC42EP1
Product: CDC42 effector protein 1
Exons: 2
Coding region: 997-2115 (372 amino acids)
Source: RefSeq, a predicted model, not a curated record
AUCCAAAGUCACACUCAAACUCAGGACUUCUUGAUCCCCAAGCCCAUCACUCUAUCUACUUCACCACCUGGCUGCUCCAGGUGUUCCAACUCCAGAGAUUGAGGGAGAGGGAAUAAUCAACAGAUAUCUGGUUGAUUUCAGGGAGAUCCACUAUGAAGCAGUGCGCUAACAGAAGGAACUGGGGGCUUUGGAGUCAGGUCUAAAUCUAUCAUCUUGGGAUCUUUAAGAAUGGUAUUUUUUGGUGUUAAAACAAGGUGAGGUAGGUGCUGUCAACAUUCUCAUUUGAUAGAAACUGAGUCUCUAAGAGAUGAGUGACUUACCCAGGGCCCCCUAGAACUCAUAGGACCAUAGCUCUAGACCUGGAAGGAACCUAGGAACCAGGGAUUUGGCUGGGUUCUCAUACCUGGUCAUUCCCUGUUCUGAGGUCCCCUCCCAGCUCUGAUUUUCUUUGUUCCCACUGGCUGGGUAACCUGAGGCAGGUGGCUUCCUUCUCCAAAUCUGUUCCAAGGGGAAGGGCCAGCCUUGAUGAGUUCUCAGCCCUCUUUCUAACUGGGUGAUUCUGUGCCUUGUCUUCACUUUCCGCUCUGUUCUUCAGGUCUCCACCCACUGGAAUUGGCCAGCUUGUCCCCAGCUACCCCCCUGGAAGAAGGGAGCUGGCAGAUUAGCCUGCUAAUCCCCUUGUCCUCCCAGACAGUGGGGCCUAGACCAGCCAGUCAGACCUGCUCCAGCUACAUCCGGGAGAGCUCCAUCCCAAGUCCUUCCAAGGCCAUGGCUCCCCCAUGAGUCACACCCUCCAGGGCAGCACCUGUCCCCUAAGAGAAGGCCAAGCAACAGAAAGGGGCUGAGGAGGAGUAAACAGUACCCUUGUCUCAAAGACUGACCAACCAUUCCCUUCCCUCAAUACUCCAGGAUAGCCCCUGGCAGGAGAAAAGCCGAGGUCAGGGCGGGGCCUUCUACCCCCUUGACCAUCCAUCGCCCUCCAAGAAACAGGUUAGCAUGGACAUGAGGAGGAUUGAGCAGCCCAAGGCAACUGGGCCAGCACUGGGCUGGAUGUCUGGAUCCCAUAGGAAAAGGAGACCAACGAGGGCUGAGCUGACGACAGACAUGAUCAGCCCACCCCUGGGUGACUUCCGCCACACCAUGCACGUAGGCCGAGGCGGGGAUGUCUUUGGGGACACCUCCUUCCUCAGCAACCACGGUGGGGUGGGCCGAGGCAGCGGGCGCUCUCCCAGAAGCUUCCUGCUUCGGACCCUGCAGCAGGUGAGGCGGGGAGGGCCUCCUUCCCGGGCCUUCACCUCCUCAGCAGCCUCCUCUCCUGAUCCGCCAGCCAUCUCGCCCAUCAUCAAGAAUGCCGUCUCCUUGCCCCAGCUCCACCAGGCAGGCUAUGACGGUAUGGUGGCGAGCAAGCUGAGCUUUCGAGACAGCCCCCGGGGGUCCCCUGAUGGGCACCGUGGCUAUGGUCUGGAUUCUGGAUUCUGCACCAUCCCCCGCCUUUUACCCACUGAGAGGGCCCUGGACAAGGACAGCUCCUAUCCCUCAGAGUCUGAACUGCCUCGAUCAGACUCCGAGCCUGAGCUACAUCGCUCCGAUUCUGAGCCCAAGCUCCAUCGCUCAGACUCCAUGCUCUCCUUCCGCCUAGACCUGGGUCCCUCCCUCCUCAGUGAGCUCCUCAGUGCCAUGAGCCUGUCUGAGACACCUGGCAAAGAGCCAGGCCCAGCCCAGACCACGGAGCCCCAGCCCCCAGCCCCAGAGCUCCGAUCUCAGGGACACUGUCCCAAUGGGGUCUCGGUGUCAAAGAGCCCCAUUGGGGAGAAGCCAGGGAGCCUCCAGCCUGAGAAGCUGAGAGCACCCGCCAGUCUGAACCCAGCCAGGGGACACUGGGUGGGCAGCUGGGGCCCCAGGCCCCACUAUAGUGAGGUAACCGCGCGGCAAGAGCUAGCUGAAGUGUUGCCCCAAAGCCGGGCCUCAUGGGAGAGCCAGGAUGAGGGACAGGGGAUCUCCCCUUGCUGGGCAAGGGGCAGCUCCGAGAAGGAGCCGAGGAGGGUCCCAGUCCCCAGCACAGUUCAGGCAACCACAUUCCAAUUUGCCGAUGAGGAUGAUGAGGUGAAUAUGUGAGUGUAGCCCUGCUAGGUCUAGGGGAUGAGAACCCCAGCCCAGCACCGGGACCUCCAAUGAAGUCCCUUCUCCCCCCUCAUCAUGGAGGGCAGAGGAUUUGGGGUGGAGGGGAGCGAUCUGCUUCACCCAGUAGUACAAGCCAGGAGCUGGAAGGGAAUGGAGGGAAGGGGAAGGGACAAGAAAGAAACUGGCAUUGCUUCAACCCCCCACCCCCAGGCCUUGUCCCACCACCUCAUCCUCCCCAGGCCAGACCGGAGGUUGUGUAGUAUGGGGAGAGCAGCCUCUGGUACUUCCAGACACUUGGCAGGAAUCUCCCUCCUGCCCAUUCCAUUCCCACCCACCCUCCUGCACACAUAUCCUUCAAAGGGUGGUCAGGGGAGUGGGGCAGGCUUGCCCCUGCACCCUCCUCUCCCUUCCGUGGUCAGAUGAGGCUUCCUGAAUAGGGUUAGGUAGGUGGGUGCUGAAAGAGGAACAGCUGAGAGCCAUUUGUUCUGGGAACAGACAGUCCAGGGGGCCUGCCAGCCUGCUCUGACCCCCUCCAGCCUUGGGCACCAGAUGCCCAGCUUCCCCCAGUGCCACACCCACAGCCUUGCUGAGGCCUUACAGUGGAGCCUUUGUGACUAGGGGAGAGGAGGGAGGGCAGGACAGCACAGGGGCCCAUUGUCUUCACCACCACCACUUUGUUGGCCAACCCGCAGGGGGUCCAUUCCAGGCUGUGGGGAAGGGGCCUCCCUCACCUCAGGGGUGCCUCCUGCCUCCCACUAGGGCUCCCCGCUGGGGACUGGAGUCCCCAGUCCUCGCCCCUGACCCUGGGAUAAGGAACCCUCUCCUGUUCCCCCAUUCCCCCAACACUGCCACAGUUCUCAUCUCUUCCAGACUGUUCUAGAAGCCAUAACCAAAGGUCACCAUGAACUCAGCCAGGAGGAAUGCCUGGCCUUGGCCUUCUGGCCAUCCGGAGAUCUCUCUGUCCAGCCUGAUUAAAAGAGGAGGUUUUUUUUUGU